AUGCCUGUCGAUUACUACUCUUACUCCGAUGAUUCGGACAUGUCCGAGACAGAUGUCUCCAUCCGUGGUCGUGACAAGCGCACCCAUAUCCGCCGUCGCUCCGUCUCCCGCCACCAGCAGCGACGCCAGGAACCUCCCAAGCCGGUAUUCCUGGCUCCAGCAGCGCAAACCCGGGUAUACCGAUCCGCAUCAACGGGUGGAAACCGUCCUCGUGAGCGAGACACUCCACCACAAGUGAUAAUCUACAACGACCAAGUAACCCGCGCACGCAUGCACGCAAACAAUGAUAACGAAAACGACAACGACGCCGCAAACGCCAACUCCAAUAAACCACGGAACCGCUUCUCCCAGCGCUCCCAAGCUCAAGCUCAAGCCUACGAGCCCGAGUCCGAGGAAGAGGAGGCACCUCGGGCGCGCAAGCGCAGUUCUCACCAUCAGCGCGAGCGCGCUAGUAGUGGGAUCUCAGCUAAUGUUAACGUUGGCACUGUACCCGCUGAGGCUCGAGCUCCAUCACCAUAUCACCAUGAACACCAUGAUCACCGGGACUAUGAACUGCUUAUGGGUCAGCGGUUCCUAGAGCGCAGUGAUAUUCGUCGCGAUAUGGAGAUGUGGAAGUUGCAGCAAGAAGUUGAGCGAUUGCAACGCGAGCAGGAUAAGCAGGAUAAGCGCCUGCGGCGCCCCCCACCACCACCACCACAACGAGAAUCGCGACACCAUCGUGAUGAGGAAGAUGAGUGGUAUGAUGAUGAGGUGCAUGAUCGCUUGCGCCGAUUGGAUCGCUAUGAGCGUAAGGCUAAGGAUGAGGAGGCGCAGAAGAAGGCUGAGAGAGCUAUGCGGUUGCGGAAGCUUGAAGAAGCGGAGAAAGAAGCUGCUGAGAAGGAAGAGGUUCGGGAGAAGUUGAGACUGGCGAAGUUGGCGGAGAUGGCUAGACAACUGGAGGAAGAUGAGGAGAAGGAGAGGAUUAAGAAGGAGAUUCUGGAAGAAGAGCGCCAGAGGAACUUUGAGGCGGCGGAGAAAAAGAAGAAGGAGGAUGCUCUCAGGGAGGCGGCGGUGGAGGAAUGGAAGUUGGAGCAGGAACGUCUUCGUCAGAAGCAGAUGGAGGAGAUGGUCGCGAGAGAUCGUCAAUUCCGAGAGAGACUACGAGUUGAUCUGGGUUACAGCGAAGAGGAGAUCGCUGAUAUCCUGAACAAGAAGAAACGGGAUGAAGAGAAGAAGCAGAAGAAAGAGAAGAAAGAGAAGGAAAAAGAGGAGAAGGAAAAAGAGGAGAAGGAGAAGGAGGAAAAGGAGAAGAAAGAGAAGGAGGAGAAGGAGAAGCUCGACUUUGAGGAGCGAAAGACUACUUGGAUCAAGGUCCACCGCAAGCAUCUCCUCCCUGAGACUUUACUCGCCUAUAAUCUGCCUUGGGACUGGGAUGAGCAUGACAGUAACUAUAUCAUUAUCAAGCGAUGGGUCACCGAGGACUUCCAGGAGGAACUCUUUGCUCAUACCAAGCGAAUUCGCGAAGGAAAGGUCCUUGCUGAGACAUCCCAUUCGUCCACCGAGCUCCGAGUCAACGAUCGAAAGGGUGAUCGCAUGUAUCUUGUGCGCAAGAAGAGUCCCCAGCACAAGUUGCGCAUCUUUGCUACAUAA
Molecule: messenger RNA, 1629 nt
Organism: Penicillium malachiteum
Lineage: Eukaryota; Fungi; Ascomycota; Eurotiomycetes; Eurotiales; Aspergillaceae
Exons: 4
Coding region: 1-1629 (542 amino acids)
Source: RefSeq, a predicted model, not a curated record